GAGAUGCUGUCAACACUUAGGGCAGUGUGCGGGUCUCACCCUGCGCCUGUCGGAGCCGUGAGCUUGUUCAGAGCGGCUGCAGGCUCCUCCUCGCCCGAAGCCAGGCACGGGGGUGGUGGGAGGGCAGCAGUUUGGGAGCCUCGUGCUCAAACGACAGCUCAGGACACCGCGUUUGUCUCCCUCCCCUCCUACAGAGUCCAUGGACUGCAACAGGAGUGAUGGCUUCUACUACGACAAGCUCCUGAAAAAAUGCAUCAACUGCACCACGGUCUGCGGGCAGCACCCCAAGCAAUGCGCCCCGUCCUGCGAAACAGGUGCCUUGGUGGCCACCCCCCCUCCGCCGGCCGCCCUGGUCACGGCCUCGCCGCCCACGGCUGUGCUGGAGCAGAAGGCGUGCGCGGAGCAGGAGCCGUGGCUGGUGGUGUACCUGCUGCUGGGGCUCUGCCUCUGCGCCCUCAUCUGCUCCCUGCUCCUGGGCUGGACCCACCUCCGGAGGAAGGGAGAGGUGGUCUCCUGCCAAGCCAGUGCUGGGACCUGCCACCGCAGGGAGGACUCCUCCAAAGAUCGUCUGGUGGAAGCGGGCAGCGUUGGUGAUGGAUCCACCGGCAGCAGGGUCCCGGAGCCGGUGGAAACCUGUGGCUUCUGCUUCCCUGGACACGGCUCUGCUGUACAAGAGACCAAAUCAUGCCAUAACACCUCCUAUCACAUAGGGGAAAGAGCUGCUCCCUCUCACACUGGGAUAUGCAGCACGGGAAGCGCUGGGGCCAUUCCCAGCCCUGAUGAUGGCCACUUCAAAAUCAUAUGUUCUCCUUCACAAGAGAAGACCCUCAUGGUGUGACCGUAGUGCAUGUUCCUGCACAGGAUCAGAAAGGAGGGACGCUCCCCCUGCCCCCAAAACACAGCUGCUUCACCCUCCGUUUCCAGUGACUGUAACAGCUUCUACCAGGACUGGCAGACCUGGCACAGUCUUUGCCCAAGGGCUGUAGGCUACAGCCAGUGCUGUUUUCUUCUACUCAGGAGAUGAAAUUCUUGUUAUUCUCGUGGACUCCCAGUGAUAGAAAUCGCUUCCCAUUUAGCAGUGUUUUCCUCCGACUUGACCCCUGCAGACCCCUCGGCGCAUCCCAGGCACUGGGAGCGAUGUCUCAGUGGGGCUUUUCAUCCCAGUUCCACCAUCAGCGUCACUGUCUCUGCAAAGGGUGUUGAUGCAGAGCCAGGAUCAGGCUGCGGUGUUCACCAGUGCCCAUGGAGAGCUCGCCUUGCCCUGCUCGAAAACUCUACCAUGGAACACAAGCAGAGCUGCAAGCAUCUCGGAUGUGGACUCAGACCCAAGAAGUUACUCAUGGAAGUCAUGUUGUCCACUGAAUGCCACUGCCCUGCUCUCAAGAGUGGCGCGUUUUCUGACUUUAACAGAAGUUUCUUUACAGGACAGAAUAUUUGUUAAGACACGAUGCGGAAAGCUCUGCUGCCAGCUUUCAACACUGCUUGGGAGGGAAGGACAGGUGAUGGUGAUCUGCCUCGCAACGGGACACGAUGCCGCACAGGAAGAGCUGAGACAGGCACCAAAAUCCCCGACGCAACAGAGUUUAGAACGUGAAAACUCAUCCAAGUCUGAGAACUUUCUAAAAGACUGGACUUAUGUAUGUCUGGUCUGGGUUACUCAAAAUAGCUGGUAAAAGUGAUGAACCAGCUAGAGAUACGGCUGCUUUGAGAGAAGAUUUUUAUCUGACCUGACUUUGAAAGCUACUAUGUUAAAAUGUGGGGUUUGACAUGUAACUUGAAGUUCUCAUUUUCACUGGAGGAGAGUGUAGGAAUUUUUUGCUUGGUGAGAAAUCACUCCUGGUAGGAGCUCAUCCCCUCCACUUUCUCAAACUAGAGCUUCAAAACGUGGAAGAAUAAAUAUAACAGUAUAUCUACAAAUUGGUUCUGGGAAAGUAGAUGGAGAAAGCAUGAGCAGAUAGUUAUAACAGACUCUGUCCCCUCUCUAUAUGUACUUCUUUAAAAGUCAAUAUUUUCUUAUCACUAAAGAAGGCACCACCUGGGGGUAACCACGACAAAGCCAGUGUCAUGACUGAUGUCUGGUCACAAAGCAGAAAGGCAUUAGGACCACGUGAAACUCAUUACAACUAGGAAGUGCAAGAGGUGGUUUAAGGCGAGGACUAAGAUCCCACACGUGGCCCAGCAGUUGGUACGUGGGGCAAAGUUUUGCUGGCUUGAAUUGC
This is a messenger RNA of Phalacrocorax carbo (great cormorant), 2219 nucleotides long. Lineage: Eukaryota; Metazoa; Chordata; Aves; Suliformes; Phalacrocoracidae. The record is from RefSeq and is a predicted model, not a curated record.